Moneuplotes crassus is the source of this 6321-nucleotide messenger RNA. The record is from the annotation of a GenBank genome assembly. Lineage: Eukaryota; Ciliophora; Spirotrichea; Euplotida; Euplotidae.
GCUCUGCUGCAACAGUCCUUGAGAAACAUUGCGGAGAUACAGGAGAGUUCUACAAAAGAUUCACUCUUGACCAAAUACUAAAACUUGCUGAACUUCUACCAGUUUUAAAAGAUGACGAUAAUUGGCAAGGUAGUGUUUUCCAGAAGAAGUUUCACUACGAGCUUGAUCAGGAGAACAUUGACGAGUUUACUAAUGAAGAAAGGCUUGAGCAACUCAAAGAAAUGUACAAGAGCGCUUCAGAUAUGCCAAAGACCUUCAAAUCUCAUAUCCUUUUAGAGAUUUUAGUUUAUGGAAGAAAAAUGGAUCUUUGCUACAAAGAGUACUUCUCAGCAUACUUGGAAAAUCCAGCCAGUAAUGCAUGCAUGUACUCGGAUAAGAACACCCUUGUUCUUGGUUAUGACAACAACUGGUGUAGGUUCUACCAAAACAUUUCAGGGAGAAAUGAUAUUUCAUCAGUUCAGCAUGACUUCCAUAGAAAUCUCCUCUUUUAUUAUCUAGAUUCUUUCUACAGAGCAGAUGUAGAUAUCAGCCAAUGGGAGAAGUUCUUCAAUAAGAAUGAUUACAAGGAGAUGCUCUCAGAAAUAAAGUUCUUGAAUGGCGAAGAGGUUAACCACCAGGAUAUUCCUAACUUAGAAGAACUUGGAACUAAGGUGAUGAUAAAUAUCCUCGAUUCUAAUCUCCAGCAUCAUAAAGUUGAUGAUAAGGUUCAAAUUCUAUGCGACUUGAAGAAUACUCCAACUGUGUACAUCAAGAUUUAUGAGUUCAAUGCUGAGAAUUACUACAAGAGCAAUCUGAGUGAGUUCAACUCACAGAUUGAUCUGGAUGGAUUAGAGCCAGCCUUUCAGAGAAUCGAGGAGUUUAAAGAAACUCCUCAGAAAAAGUAUAGACACAGAUUUGAUAUCCCUGAAAUUAAGAAGAAGCCAGGCAUCUAUGUCAUCGACUUCAUCAGUAAUGGUAUCAGCUCCAGAGCAGUGAUUAAGAAAGGAAACCUCACUCUAAUCAGGAAGGAUAUCAGAGAGGGCCAUGAAUGUUAUAUCUUAGAUGAAAACAGAGAGAUUUGUAAAGAAGCAUCCACUGCCAUUUGGUUCUCAGAUAAUUUCUACAAAGCUGAUGAUGAUGGGAAAAUCCUUAUCCCAUAUUGCAAAGAUUCAAAUGAGUACUCAAAGGCUGUAUUACUUAGCAAAGGAAUUUCAGAUAUCGAGGAUUUCUGUAGAAGCACUGAGAACUAUGACUUCAAAUGAAUUUUUACUCUUAACCAUGAAAGCUUAUUGAUGGGUAAAAAUGCAUCUCUCAUCAUAACGCCUCAGCUAAGAUGUAAUUAUAAGAAGAUCAAUCUUGAUUGUCUGAACAAGAUCGAGGUCAGAGUCACAAUGAAAUCCUAUGUAGAUGAUCUGCCCAUGACUAAAGUAUUUGACGAUCUACAGUUAAGCCAAGAGAAAGACAUUGUAGUGAAUUUCCAGGUUCCUCCAAAUCUAGGAAGUAUUGAAAUCAAUGUAGAUGCAGAAGUGAGAAACCUAGCUAAAGGUGUUUGAGAAAAGAAGACCUACUCUUGCACAAGAAGUAUUAAUGCUGGCCAAUACAGCCAUCAAGUCUUUAAAUCUCAUUUGAGAAAAUAUAAGGGAGAAUACUACUUCUACCUUCUUGGUAAAGCUGGAGAACCAGUUCCAAAUGCUGAGAUAGAGCUCAUCCAAAUAAAAACAAUGGUUACUGAUAAUAAGAUAUAUUACGAUGAGUUUGUCACUGACAAAGAUGGCUGUAUCAAACUAGGAAACCUCAAAGAAGUUGUCAACAUCAGAAUCACUGGAAACAAAAAUAAUGUAUCUUUCCAAAGGGAUUGGAAUUUACCUUAUCUUGAUGAGAAGUUCUACUACCCAGAUACUCUUGAUUACCUAGAAGGAGAAGAUAUUUUGCUUCCUUACCCUCAUGACAUGUUCAACAGUGGAUGCAUAGUGGUCGCAAAAGUAGAUAGACAGAAUGGCUCGGCCAUCAAAAACUGCUUCGAUUCGAUAGAAUACCAAAGAAAAGAAGGGCACGAUUUUGGAGAUAUCUUAAUCAAAGGGCUUGAGCCAGGAAAAUAUGUAGUUGGUUUUAAGAAACUUGAGAAAGAAAUCCAGUUAUCAGUUCAUAAAGGAGUUUACUGGGAGACAGACGACUACAUUCUCACAAAGAAUAAGCUACUGAAAAUUCCAGAUAACAAUCCUACCAAAAGAAUCACUCACUUAGAAAUUGAAGAAGAGGGGAAAGAAGAGUGUUCUAAAGUUUCUUUUAAGAUUGAUGGGUCUCAGAAAAAUCUAAAAGUUCAUUGCUUUGCUUUUAACACAUUCCCAGCUGAUAUAUGGCAAACCAUCAAUGACUACACUGGCCUCCCUAGGGAGUAUCUUGAGACAACUCAAGUAAAAACAUCUGAGAAUGAAUAUCUUUCCAAUAAGAGGCUUAAUGAAGAACUAAGAUAUGCAUUAGAGAGAAAAUACCUCAAAAGCUUCAUUGGAACUACUCUUGAGCGUCCAAGCCUUCUAUUCAAGAGCAAAUUCUUCAAAGAUACUUAUUUUGAUACACCUCAACAGCAGACUGGCUUCGGAUAUCAGAAGAAAGCAGUGUAUAAGAAGAGUGUAGCCAUUUUUGAUAAUUAUAAGCUUGCGAGUAAAAGUAGAAAAUAUGGCGGUGGAAAUGUAACUUCAGGAAAUGUCUACCCCGAUACUCAUCUGAACUCUUAUACCGAUACAGAAUAUGACGGAUAUCUGAACUUCUUGGAUACACCUCCUUUCAUAGUCCCAAAUGUUAAGAACAGAGAUGGUGAAUACUCUUUUAAUAUAAACACCAGCUUGUAUACUAAUAUGAUCAUUCUUGCUGUUGGAGAAGAUGGAGCAACCCAUAAAUGUGUUGAUAUACCCAGAAAGGAUAAAGAAAUUCCUCCACUAAAGAAGAGAAAGGUUGAAUUAGACAAACCUCUAGACUCAGAGAAACAUUACCAAGAGACUAGAAAUGCUUGCUCUCUCAAACCAGGUGAAGAACAUAUAAUCGACGAUAUUACUAGCGUAGAUUAUCAAACUAUUGACUCCGUACAGAAGGUAGGAAAGGUUCUUCAAGAAUUAUUGAGACUCAAGCAUGAAGAGAACCAACCCUUCACAACUACUUCAUGGCUAUACAACUGGAAUAAUCUUGACGAUGAACUAAAGAACAAAAAGUAUAGCAUGAACAUGUGUAAUGAACUAAAUUUCUUCCUUUAUUUCAAAGAUAAGGAAUACUUUGAAGAAGUAGUCAAGCCAAGCAUUGCUGCUAAAAUAGAGAAGUCUUUGAUAGAUUAUUUCUUAUUAGAAGACUAUGAGAAUGUCACAAGGCACAAAUAUGUCUCUGCUUAUGAUAACCUGAAUGCACUUGAACAAUGCCUUCUCAUAGCUGUAAUAAAUCGUACUGAUAAGGAUACUGCUAAGCAUCUGGCUAGUAGCUUUGUAAAUAAAGCUAAGCUAAUCGAGACUAAAAUUGCGAAGAAAAACCAGAAAUUCGACACAGUCCUUCUAAUGAAGAUCAUCGAAAGCGAUGAAGUCGAAGAUGACGAUAACGAAGGAGGCCCCAAACUGGACAAGAAGAAAGGUAAAAAGAAGAAGAUUAAGAGGCAGAGAUCAAUGUCAUGCUCUAGUGAUUCUUCAAUAGAGGAAAUGAACUGGCAAGCUAAAAGAAGAUACGACUCCGAUAGUGAUUAUGAUUGAGAAGGCGAGGAUUACGAAUACGAAGGAGAAGGCGGCGGUGGUGGAGAAUGCGAAGUAGAUGAAGAUGAUAGCGAGUAUUCCAGAGCUAGCUCAUACAAUAUGCCAAUCCAAGUACAAAGAGGAAGAGCUGGACUUAGAAGAAGAUUAUCAAAUUCUAGUCUUGGAUCAAUGUUGAGUGAUGAACCAAAUGAUAUCUUUGAAGAACAGAUUCAAGAAUGUGAAGUAAACAGCAUAGAGAACGAUUUUGAUUUUAGAAAUAAUGUAAUGCAAAGCAAUGAUGUUUUAAAUAUUCCGAGACAAAAUAGAAAUGUAUUAGCAAAGGCACCAACUAGGAUUUAUGAGAAAAAUCAAAAGUCUUUAUUUAAAGAGACAGAACCAUGCAAACAAUACUGUGAAACACACUAUUUCAAAGAGAUUUCGAACACUAAUUUUAAGAAAUUAUCAAAAAGAUCUGAGUUUUAUACCUCUCUAAUUGAUCAUAUAUUGUCUAACAACCCUUCAAACAUGAGGGAUUUGCAGUUCCUUACCCCAAACUUUAUCUACUCAUCCAUCACAUUGACAGAUUUGAUGGCUUUGCUUGCAUUGAUCGAUCUCCCUUGGCAAAGCACUGAGCAUAAAAUAGAUCCAAAAGGAGAAAGAGGAAUCUGUAUUAAAGCAGAAACCAACCUUCUUAUCUACAAGAAGGAACUCCAGACCACUGAAUAUGAUCAAGAUGAGAAUUUAAUGGUUAUCCAUAGAUUCUUUGAUGUUGAUAAUAGGACAAGUGAGAUUAAGAUUGAAGAAUUUAUGACUCAAAGGGUAUAUGGAUGUGAAAUAAUUAUCUCAAAUGUGAGUUCUUCCACACAAGAAAUCCAAUACCUGCACCAAAUUCCUGCAAAUUCAGUACCACUCAAGAACCACAACUACCAAUCCUCUUCAUCGAUUUCGAUAGCUCCAUAUAGUACUCACACUUGUGAAUUCUUGUUCUAUUUCCCUUCAGUUGGAACUUUCAGUCAGUUCCCAACCAAUAUCUCUUCUCAGUCGAAGGUGAUAUCAACUUCUAAGAAAUACUCCUUCACUGUUGUAGACAAGAAGGAUUCCAGCAACUUUGAAAGGUUCAGUGACCUUGCUCUCUCAGGUGACAAGGAAGCAAUCCUUAAGUUCUUGAAAGAAGGCAACCUCUUCCAGAGAGAACUCAUGUUCCACAUGAAAUAUCUGAGAAAUUUCCUCAGUGAUAAAGCCUUCUAUGAGAAAGCUAUUAGUAUAUGCAGAGAAAGAAGAGUCUAUGGGUUUGACCUCUGGAAGUACGGGUUUAAGCAUUUUGAUCUGCAAGCUGUCAGAGAACUCAUUGAGACCGACCAGGAUGCCCAGAAAGCUACAGGUGUUUACUUCGAAUCCUCUCUUAUUAAAUGCAGUCCUGAGAAGUCUAAUUAUAGAUACUAUGACUUCUUCCCAAUGAUUAACCCCAGAGCUCAUAAAUUAGAGAAUGAAAAGAGUGCUGUUAUGUUCAACAGACAGUUCUGUGAGCAAUAUCAAAAGUUCUUAGUAAACCUUGUAGAGAAGGAUCAUCUAAAUUCAGAAGAUAAUCUUGUGUUCUCAACAUACCUUCUUCUUCAGGAUAGGAUUGAAGAAGCUCAUAAGGUUUUCCAGAAAGUAGACUCAAACGAGUUCAAAAAUCCUGAGAAGCAAUCGCUUGUGAUUCAAUAUGACUAUCUUAGUGCUUACUUCGAUAUCUUGCUUGGGUAUGAUACAGGCUUCAAAAUAGCAAGAAAGCUAAGCAAACAUUAUUCAGACUAUCCAGUCAUCACCUGGAGAAUGAGAUUUACAGAAAUAUUAGACCAGCUUGAUGAAUUUGAUGGCAAGGAGGUACUUGCUGACCAAGUAAACCUUGAAGACACCAUGGGCAAAGAAGAGACCAAAUUAGGUGAUGCAGGAGCUUUGGAAAAGAAAGAGCAAAAUAUUACGCUUGAUUUCAAGAUAGAAGACAAGGAGAUCCAAGUUGAUUAUGAAAACAUAGAAUCUGUUAACGUCAAAUAUUACAUUGUUAACCCAGAGAUAUUGUUUACUAGAGAGCCAUUUGAGAUGAAGAACUUUGGAGUUUUCAGCUAUGUCAAGCCUGUCUUCCAACAGAUCAAGAUUUUACCUCCAAAAUCAAAGAUUUUUGCAUUUAAAAUUGACAAAAAAUAUGAGACACAAAAUAUUCUGAUUGAGCUUGACUGUGGAAAGAAGAAGUGUCUGAAGACUUAUUUCCCAUGCUCACUCAAGGUUAUCCCUUGUAGCUUUGAUGAGAUCAAGGUAGUAGACCUUAAUGGAAAGCCAAUCCCCAAGGUCUAUGUCAAAUCCUUCAUGAAGGACUGGAGCAGUCAAACCAAGUUCUAUAAAGAUGGAUACACAGACAUGAGAGGAAAAUUCGAAUAUGGCUCAACUAACGCAGAGAAGCUAUCCAUCCUUGUCUUUAGUGAAAAGUAUGGCUGUGUUAUGAAAGAGAUUAAGCUCAAGUCACAAAUCAAGAUUGAUGCAGAUAUUGGCUAUCUCAAUCAAAGACAGGCUCAUAAAUACUUAGCACACUCCAAAGCUGCUCCAAAAUUCAAAGGAAAGAAAAGGAAGUUUUAAACUAUAGAGUUUCAGUGCCUAA